AUGUUGGAGCACAGGGUCUCGAGGCAAAGCGGUGAUUUGAACUUUGUUCUCGAGGACAUGAAUUCCUAUCUCACACGUCUUAGCACCGCAGGAUCCGCUCCUCCUCUGUUUAAUGCCACAGGUGGAGGCCCUAGAGAUGGUCAUGUUGGUCUUUCUGCGACAGGAAGCACUUCACUGCUAUUCGAUCUUUCACACGACGAAGCAGUGGAUCCAGCUUACGUAGACCUGCACAGGCAUCUGAGCCGAUAUCAAAGUGUUGGGAGUGGGACAGCCCCAGACUCACCUCCGCGUGCGCCUGACCGAGCUAGGCUAACUGGCUAUGAAGAGUUGCAUCAGGACCUUAAUCGAGCGCGCCUGACUCAUGGAGUGCAGAGGAAAGUUCGACCGGAAGGCGAAUCUGAUGAUCGUGGAGGUCUUUCUCCGUACGGUGGAUAUAGCCGCGACAGC
Amoebophrya sp. A25 is the source of this 447-nucleotide messenger RNA. Lineage: Eukaryota; Dinophyceae; Syndiniales; Amoebophryaceae. The record is from the annotation of a GenBank genome assembly.